AUGAGCGCCGAGCAACUCAACGUCAACCUCGACAAAGUCGACUCCCAAAUGGGCGAGCUCCUCACAGCCUUCGAGUCCCACCCCCAAAUGCAACCCCCCGCCACUCACCCAACCAUCUUCUUCCUCUUUGACUUCGUCCGCACAACCCACCGCACGCUAAAGUCCAUCGACGCCGAGAAAUUCCGCACCGGCGACAAUGAAGCCCGCGAGCAGGCGCAGGAAGUGCUUUCCAGAAACCAGUUUGCGAAUAUGCUGGUUAGUGAUCGUUCGGGGAAGCUGGCAUUGAUGACCGGUGGGGAUCCGACGAACCCGUUGGAUUUUGGGGAUGAUAUUCGCGGGAAGGCGAGGGCUUUGACGGAGGUUUGA
Molecule: messenger RNA, 366 nt
Organism: Aspergillus chevalieri
Lineage: Eukaryota; Fungi; Ascomycota; Eurotiomycetes; Eurotiales; Aspergillaceae
Exons: 2
Coding region: 1-366 (121 amino acids)
Source: RefSeq, a predicted model, not a curated record